GGGAGCUCACAGUAGCCUACACCAAGGAAGGUCUAUAUAUCCGAACUAUAUGAACAUAAAGAAGUUUAUUUUAACGUAGUUCUCAUAUCUUGCCACAAGAUGGCGUAUGUUUUCCCACGACAAGCACGGCGCCGUUAGCUUCCCGUUAGCUGACGUCAUUGAGCUGCAGCUCCACUGCCACAUGUAAACAAGGAAGUGUGGAGCGCGCGCUGGAUUUCUGUGUUUCUAUUUAUUAUGCUCACGUUUGGCUUGACACUCGUCCGACAUGGUGAAACCCAGUACAACAAAGACAAACUGCUGCAAGGUCAAGGUAUUGAUACUUCCUUGUCAGAAAUGGGACUACGGCAGGCGGACGCUGCAGGCCAGUACCUGCAAGACCUUCGCUUCACCAACGCUUUUGUCAGCAAUCUUCAGAGAGCCAUCCAGACUGCUGAGAUCAUCCUGAAGAACAACUUGCACUCUGCUGACACGGUGAUGGUGUUGGAUCCUUUGCUCAGAGAGAGGGGAUUCGGCGUGGCUGAGGGGCGGCCCAAAGAAGACCUGAAGAACAUGGCGAACGCAGCAGGAAAGGCCUGCCGGGAUUUCACACCACCGGGUGGAGAAACUCUCGAGCAGGUAAAGACACGUUUUCGCAAGUUCCUGAAGUCCAUGUUCCAGCGCAUGCUAACUGACCACUGUCCCAGUACGUGUCCCAGUUCUAGCCCGGAGCUUCCAGAAUCGGCCCUGCCAACAAUCGCAGGACUCGCCAAUGAUGGGGUUGAGAACUUGCGCACCCACGCGUUAGUGGUGAGCCACGGUGCCUUUAUCCGCGUGGCAGUGCGUCACCUGGUGGAUGGUCUGCACUGCAUUCUGCCCGAGGGACUGAGGAUGAGCCAGGUGUACUCAGCCUGCCCCAACACGGGCAUGUGCAGGUUUGUCAUCACACUCGGAAUGGAAGACAGCGUCCCAAGACCUGUUUCGCUCCACUGCAUCUUCAUCAACAGGAAGGAUCACCUCGCCAGCCUCAAAGACUCGAGCUUGAGUAACUAACCACGACUGCACCGAGUUCAGAGACACUCCAAGCUUCCGGUCAUUUAAAAGCUCUAAGGACAAGCCGUCUCCUUGCUCCUUUGCAUUAGAAGAAGAGUGAGAAGUUUUCUAAGCAUGUGUCCUGUUGUAUAUUUUAUUUAUGGUCCUGAGAUUUCUGUGUUACAAAAUGUGUACAAACUGUUUUAUAUUUACAGUGUAGAGUGGAAAGACGGUAUUCUUCUGAAACACUAUUUAUUGGCAUGGUAUUAUGUAUUAUUAAUGUACUGUAUUAUUGGGGGGUGGGGUGGAUUAGUUGUUAGCAUGUUUGCCUCGCACCUUCAGGGUCAGGGGUUCGAUUCCCACCUCCACCCUGUGUGCGCAGGGUUUGCAUGUUCUCCCCAUGCUCUGGGGGUUUCCUCCGGGUACUCCGGUUUCCUCCCCAGUCCAAAGACGUCCGCUGUAGGCUGAUUGGCAUCUCUAAAUUGUCCGCAGUGCGUCAGUGGGUGUGUGAUUGUGCCCUGCGAUGGGUUGACACCCCGUCCAGGGUGUCCCCCGCCUUGUGCCCCGAGUCCCCUGGGACAGGCUCCAGGCUCCCCGCGACCCUGUGUAGGAUAAACAGUACAGAAAUUGAAUAGAUGGGUGUAUUAUCAAGGGCAAUGACUUGAAUGGUCUGAUCCCAGACAAGCUUUGAUUUUUUUUUUUCUCUUAGACUGACAGAAUGCACUUUAUAUACAAUGCAUAGAACUUUUCUUGUGUGGAGCAAAAAAAUGACGUGUUAAAUUAUCUUAUAGCAUAGAAAAUAAAGAGUGAUGAACGGUUUAUGUCUGACUCAGUAGCUCACAUUUAUGUUUUAUUUAAUCAGUUACCACAGAGAUUUUAAAAAUGAAGGUGGACAAAAUGCUAUGUAGGAACACUCGGACUUGCAUUACAAAUCAUAGCACGAUACACAAUAACUGUGCCCUGCGAUGGAUCGGCACCCUGUCCAGGGUGUACCUCGCCUUGUGCCCGAUGCUCCCUGGGAUAGGCUCCAGGAUUCCCCGUGACCCUGAAAAGGAUAAGCGGUAUAGAAGAUGGAUGGACGGAUGGAUACACAAUAACUCCAUGCAUAAUAACUGUGAACUGUUGUCCAGAAGAUGGCACUGUACAACAGGACCAGGACAACUUCGAGAAGCAGCAUCCCUGACAGAAGGCCCGAGAGAGAAAGGACACGUGUCCUCGUCGCAGCCGCCCACGCUCUGGCCACAAGCAAUCCCGGCCUCUCCCCUUCAUUUUCCGUCCCUUGUUGGAAGU
Molecule: messenger RNA, 2298 nt
Organism: Ictalurus furcatus (blue catfish)
Lineage: Eukaryota; Metazoa; Chordata; Actinopteri; Siluriformes; Ictaluridae
Gene: tigarb
Product: TP53 induced glycolysis regulatory phosphatase b
Exons: 6
Coding region: 235-1029 (264 amino acids)
Biological process (GO): negative regulation of programmed cell death; negative regulation of glycolytic process; fructose 1,6-bisphosphate metabolic process
Cellular component (GO): cytosol
Molecular function (GO): fructose-2,6-bisphosphate 2-phosphatase activity
Source: RefSeq, a predicted model, not a curated record